UCACCAAAUCCAAAUACCAUCUUCAGUAACCUUUCAGUUUCAUUUCUCUCUAACCAAAAAAAAAAAAAAAAAACAUAUUUGAUGGCAACCAUGGCUCUCUCUUCUCCAUCAUUUGCAGGCAAAGCUGUGACUGUGAACUCACAAACAGAAUUCCCAACUAAUGUUAGAUCCAGCAGCAACAGCAAGAUCUCCAUGAGGAAGACAUCUGCAAAGAAGCCUGCUGCUUCUUCUGGAAGUCCAUGGUAUGGUCCAGACCGUGUCAAGUAUCUCGGUCCAUUUUCUGGUGAGUCUCCUUCUUACUUAACCGGUGAAUUCGCUGGUGACUAUGGUUGGGACACUGCUGGACUAUCAGCUGACCCAGAGACCUUUGCAAAGAACCGCGAACUUGAGGUGAUCCAUUCAAGGUGGGCGAUGCUCGGCGCUUUGGGCUGUGUCUUCCCCGAACUCCUCUCAAGAAACGGAGUCAAAUUUGGCGAAGCAGUUUGGUUCAAAGCCGGAUCUCAGAUCUUCAGUGAAGGAGGACUAGACUAUUUGGGCAAUUCCAGCUUGGUUCAUGCACAGAGCAUCUUAGCUAUUUGGGCAACACAGGUCAUCCUUAUGGGCGCUGUUGAGGGCUACAGAGUUGCCGGAGGUCCACUCGGUGAGGUCGUUGAUCCACUUUACCCAGGUGGCAGCUUCGAUCCAUUAGGCCUUGCAGAGGACCCAGAGGCAUUCGCCGAGCUAAAGGUAAAGGAACUAAAGAAUGGUCGCCUCGCCAUGUUCUCCAUGUUUGGGUUCUUUGUUCAGGCUAUUGUGACUGGAAAAGGUCCUCUAGAGAACCUAGCAGACCACCUUGCCGACCCAGUGAACAACAAUGCUUGGUCAUACGCUACCAACUUCGCUCCCGGGAAGUGAGAAUAAACGUACCAAAGGAAAAUUGGUGUUUGGUUUCCUACUUUUUUCUUUAUCCUCUGUACAUCCAUUUAGCUUGCAAAAUUGUGGAGCAUGUCUGAGUUUCAUCCAAAUAGUGCUUGUGUCUAUGGUGUAGUUUCUUAUGUACCUCAUAAAAUGGAAACUACAUAUACUCCCUAUAUUCUAGAAACAAUCAAGCGGUUCAAUUGUUGGGUUGUAAAUAUGAAACCAAACAAAUUAAGAAUGA
Molecule: messenger RNA, 1138 nt
Organism: Papaver somniferum (opium poppy)
Lineage: Eukaryota; Viridiplantae; Streptophyta; Magnoliopsida; Ranunculales; Papaveraceae
Product: chlorophyll a-b binding protein of LHCII type 1-like
Exons: 1
Coding region: 82-894 (270 amino acids)
Biological process (GO): response to light stimulus; photosynthesis, light harvesting in photosystem I
Cellular component (GO): plastoglobule; chloroplast thylakoid membrane; chloroplast envelope
Source: RefSeq, a predicted model, not a curated record